Messenger RNA from Meriones unguiculatus (Mongolian gerbil), 1797 nucleotides. RefSeq names its product tRNA mitochondrial 2-thiouridylase (gene Trmu). The record is from RefSeq and is a predicted model, not a curated record. The transcript has 12 exons. Gene Ontology annotation, cellular component: mitochondrion. The coding region runs from base 499 to 1524 and encodes 341 amino acids. Gene Ontology annotation, molecular function: sulfurtransferase activity. NCBI's taxonomy places the organism in Eukaryota, Metazoa, Chordata, Mammalia, Rodentia, Muridae. Gene Ontology annotation, biological process: tRNA wobble position uridine thiolation.
GAGGACGCCCCCCGAAGGCCGGGACUUCCGGUGUCGAGUGAACUCGGCUAGAAAGCUGUUAGAGGAGUUGGGGAGUUCGCCGAUGUCGGCGCUUCGGCACGUCGUGUGCGCCCUGUCUGGCGGUGUGGACAGCGCGGUAGCCGCGCUGCUGUUGCGGCGGAGAGGUUACCAGGUGACAGGGGUGUUUAUGAAGAACUGGGACUCCCUGGAUGAACAAGGUGUUUGUGCUGCUGACAGGGACUGUGAAGAUGCUUAUAAAGUUUGUCAGAUCUUAGACAUCCCUUUCCAUCAAGUGUCCUAUGUGAAGGAGUACUGGAAUGACGUGUUCAGAGGUGGCCAAGACUGUGCUGAAGUUGGGGCACCAGAGACCUUGUCUGUAGCACCCUCACGCUCUUUCUUGGGGAUAUUUCCCACCUGCCAGAGGUUUCCUUAAUGCUUUUCUGAAUUAUGGCAUGAGGAGUGGAGGCUGAGGUCUCCCCAGAAGGUGCUGGGAGAUGAAUGUCACUCAAACACUGUGUUGACUUUUUGAAUGAGUAUGAGAAAGGAAGGACUCCCAAUCCUGACAUCAUCUGCAAUAAGCAUAUCAAGUUCAGUUGCUUUUAUCAUUAUGCUGUGGACAAUCUUGGAGCAGAUGCCAUUGCCACUGGCCACUAUGCAAGAACCUCACUAGAUGAUGAGGAAGUUUUUGAGCAGAAGCACAUUAAGAGACCAGAGGGGCUGUUCAGAAAUCGAUUUGAAGUCAGAAAUCCCGUAAAACUUCUCCAAGCAGCUGACAGCUUUAAAGACCAGACCUUCUUUCUCAGCCAGGUUUCCCAGGAUGCCCUGAGAAGAACCAUCUUCCCCCUGGGGGACCUAACAAAAGAUUUUGUAAAGAAAAUAGCUGCAGAGAAUAGACUCCAUCAUGUGCUUCAGAAGAGAGAGAGCAUGGGCAUCUGCUUCAUUGGUAAAAGAAACUUCGAGCGUUUCAUUCUUCAGUAUUUGCAACCUCGGCCUGGCAAGUUUAUUUCUAUCGAGGAUAAUACAGUUCUGGGAACACAUAAAGGUUGGUUCCUGUAUACUUUGGGCCAGAGAGCUAAGAUCAGCGGCUUGAGAGAGCCCUGGUACGUGGUGGAGAAGGAUGGCACCAAGGGUGACGUGCUUGUGGCUCCCCGGGGAGACCACCCAGCUCUGUACAGGGACCUGCUCAGGACCAACCGUGUACACUGGAUUGCCGAGGAACCACCUGCUGCCUUGGUCAGAGACAAGAUGAUGGAGUGCCAUUUCCGAUUCUACCACCAGAUGGCACUAGUGCCCUGUAUGCUGACACUCAAUCAGGAUGGCACUGUGUGGGUGACGGCUGUGAAGGCUGUGAGGGCCCUUGCCCUGGGACAGUUUGCAGUGUUCUACAAGGGUGAUGAGUGCCUUGGCAGUGGGAAAAUCCUACGGUUAGGGCCAUCUGCCUACACACUCCAGAAGGGCAAGAAAAGAACCGAAGUGGCUCCUGAGGUCUCCAGUGACAGCCCUGGCCUGCACCCUACAUCCUGACAAAGGCCAAACUGCUAGGAGACAUUAGAGCAGAGUCUGGGGCAAGUUGGUCAGUGAUGGGCUUGGUGCUGCUAGAAGACAAUGGUCUGGCUGGCUGCAGAGCCAUGGCAGCCUGAGGAAGGAGUGUCUCUGUGCUGGUGCUCCAGCAAGCCUGAAGCAGAUGCUGGAUGCUGGCUUUGCCUUGAGGGUCCUACUGGAGCUCCGCCAAAGGAGGCCUCCACAGUGUGUGAGGGUUGUGAAGAAACAGAAUCAAAUAAAACUAUCAAAAUCUGA